CGUUUAUGUUUUAGUCAUUAGGCACGACUCUUGUUGUCGUAGACAGAGUAUUAUCAGUAAUAUUGUAUUAUUUAUUUAAAUAAUUCACUUUUAAAUCGUUUCCAACGUAAUAAAAAUAUUGCAUAAAUUUUAUCAGUAGUCACUUUCUUACUUGAAUUUAAAACAAUAACGAAUACAUACUUGUUAACUUUUGUCUAGCUUAACUGUAUUUGCCCCGUUCGGCGUCAAUAGAUAUGUCCGGAUAUCCAUAUGGAGGUAACCCUCCUCAAUAUCCACCUCCACAAAACCAAAUAUAUCCCCAAAUUUAUAAUCCUGCCAAUGCACCACCACCUGGUCAGCCCAUUCAUGCAGCUCCAGGAUAUCCAUCAGGCCAAAACCCUCAAUUUCCAUACCAACCUGGCUUUGCUAUUUACCCAACGCAGCCACUACAACCUGGACAAGCACCUCCACCCGCUGCUAUGUCUUAUCCAUCUGGUCCUACAGCUCCUCCAUCUUAUGCAUACCAAGGAUUUCCAACAGUUACCCCACAACCUAGUUAUGAAGCACCAAUUGAAUGGAUUCCUUCUACACCAAAUGAUGCCCAUGCUCUAAGCAAUAGAGCAGUUGUAGCUGGGUUUGAAGGCUAUGACAAGAGUCCACUAUGGGUAAUACGGGGAAGGUAUGAAGGUGAUAUGAUUCCGGGUAAACUGGCUAUUAAACACAAGGCUGCAUAUGUUCCAUGGGGUGGACGUGAAAAUGCUGUCAAUAACAUUGAGGUUUGUUGCGCCCGACCGGAGAAAAUUCGUUGGGUUGAGAGCAGAGAUGGUAUAAUUCCACAAAAUGCUAUUAUUGGUGGCAAUACAUCAGCCGGUGAGCCGCUGUACAUUGGAAGGGCGAGGGAACAAGGAUCUCUUACCCCGGGAAAGGUACACCCGAGUCACAAAGCAAUGUACUUAUCUUUUGCCGGCAAAGAAGUAGCCCACAAAAUAUAUGAAAUACUAUGCACAGUUUAGGAGAUAUAAUCUAUAUAUUUUUUUUUAAUAUAGAAAAGUCUCCCUUUCAUGAUAUUAUGAUUGUUAUACAUUUAAGAAAAAUAACCAAAAUGAUUUGAUUCAUUUCUUUCAUAAAACUUUUGAGAUGUUAUACAUUUUUUUUAAGAAUUUUAGAUGCUAUUUGGUUAUUCAAAUAUAUUACUAAGGUAUAUUAUUACGCUAACAAUAAGAAUACUUUUUUAAUAAAAAAAAUUGUUUGCUAUAUUUUGAAUGAUUCUUUAUGCUUGUAAGAAAUAGAAACAAAAAUGUAUGUAUAAAAGACAAUAUUAGGUAAAU
This is a messenger RNA of Vanessa atalanta (red admiral), 1307 nucleotides long. Its product is annotated as metacaspase-1-like. The record is from RefSeq and is a predicted model, not a curated record. Bases 234 to 992 code for a protein of 252 amino acids. The transcript has 5 exons. NCBI's taxonomy places the organism in Eukaryota, Metazoa, Arthropoda, Insecta, Lepidoptera, Nymphalidae.